AUGCCUACCGCAGAUGAACUUUUAUCAAAAGAUCAUCCCUUCUUCCGAAAUGCCGAUUUUAUCGAUGAUCCGAAGACUGCCUCCUCCCGUAACGGCAUCCCCAUAGAUAAUCAGUUCCGACUUCUUCGCGAGGAUACGAUAGGCCGAAUACGAGACGAAUUGAAAAUCUUAACCGGUAAAAAGCCUGGACACCACAAGGGUAUCAUCAUCGAUGGUCUCUCUGUAACCGGAGUGGAAAUGGGGACCGAUCGCAAACGCCUGCCUUUGGGUAUUGUCCUUAAGUGCAAGGGAGAACUGCCACAUCUGAAAAAUAUCUACCUAAAAAAGCGUCAGCAAUUUUUACAGGACAGUCGCCAUAUUCUAAGACAGGGAAAUAUGGCAUGUCUCGUGAUCGAUGGCGAGCCAGCAGCAUUUCCCACCAUUCACAGGGACGAAGAAGGCCUUGCCAAAACCGCCGCCGCCAUCACAAUACAAUUUGCAGAUGAUUCAACACUAUCAUAUUCGCUUUCAAAGAUGAAGACAGCUGAGAAUGUCAAACUGGUCCAGCUUGACUCUGCAAUCUUUGCUUUUGACCCAUUCCUGGGACGCUUGCAGGAGAUGAAUGGUUUACCACUGGAGGAUGAGCUCGUUUAUUGGGAGGCAGGUAAGGACAUUGAAGGUCCCUCCUUCCAAGCAACCAAAGUGGUCAGGGGCCUGUAA
Molecule: messenger RNA, 699 nt
Organism: Endocarpon pusillum Z07020
Lineage: Eukaryota; Fungi; Ascomycota; Eurotiomycetes; Verrucariales; Verrucariaceae
Exons: 1
Coding region: 1-699 (232 amino acids)
Source: RefSeq, a predicted model, not a curated record